AUUUUGCAUGACAUUACCAUCAGAACUUCUCUCGUGGAUCAGCAUCGUUUUUGUGGUGAAUUUUUAUACUCCUAUGUUUUGGUUAACAGUAACGGUUGUUCCAUCUAUUGUUAAUUGAUUUGCUAAGACAAAUUGUUGAUUAAACAAUGGUGAAACGCAAUAAAAAUAAGUUUAAAUCGCUGAAAAUAAAAAUAUCCCCCUCUGCUUUGUUUAAACCGUCAAGUGCCAGAUCAGUGCGUGAUAUUUCCCCCAAAGUGCAUCCGAGCACAAAUGAUUGCUAUCCGCUGAACAAAUUAUGUAGGUUAUGCCUACUCUCGAACACCAAUAUGGAACCGAUAUUCUCAUAUCCAGGUGACAACCUCUUAGCCCACAAAAUCGCUCAGUGUACAGGUUUGGAGAUAACCGAAAAUACUGACCAAGGAAUACCAUCUUCGAUCUGUGGUCAGUGCAAGAAACAACUUGAGCAAUGUCACGAAUUUCGUCUUCUAUGCUGGAAGAAUAAUGAAGUUUUGCAUAAUCUCCACGCGAUCCUCAGCCCGAAGAAACCCAAGCCACCAGCGCUGCGUGCGAAUCCUGUUGUUCAAUUGGAGAAACUUGAUCUUAAUAGCAGUCAUUUGAAUUGCAAAGAAAUAGACUUGCAGCAACUGUAUUCUCCUGUUAAACAGACUCGAAGUGCUGACACGCCUCAGCCCAAAAUACCUAAUCUUAAAACGCCUAAAAAGAAUGAAGAACAGCAGGUGAGAAAGCUGUACUCCCCCCUUAGUAGCAACAAAAAAACCAAGAAUGCUCCUGCUCUUUCAAAAGAACUGGUUGUCUGUCUUACUCCUGUGUCCUCGGCAUUGAUCAACAAAUAUAAGAAAGCCCCCCUAAAGCCAGUAACCCAAACAAAAGCUGCUGUUAAAUCCUUCCCUCUGCAGAUAAAGAGCAGGGGAAGGCCACUUAAAAUUGUUCGCAAGCCGGUUAUUAAAAUUGCAAAACGUACAUUCAAACCGCUGAAGCCAUCCAAGCCCGCCAAGCCAGCCAAACCAGCUAAAACUCCGGCUACACAAGCAAAGAAACAGAAGGCGAAACAGGUUGAAAUUGCAGUGCCACCGAAAAAGAGGAAACAGAAUUUUGAAUCUACACCUGCAGCAGCUAGUGUUGUUACCGUGACCUGCACACUGUGCACGCAGACGUUCAACAAUGAAAAGAAUCUGAACCGUCACAUGGCUACCCAUGAGAAUGACUUGCUUAUUGAUAUAUUGAGCCGGAAACAAAAUCGUGUUUUCAACUGCGAUGUCUGCAACAAGGAAUAUCUGAAGGCAUCUCAACUAACGGACCAUUUGCGCAGCGCCGAACACAUUAAGAACGCAGGAGCCAAUGUACUGGAUGAGGCGGAUGUGUCAAUUUUGCCGGAUGAAUCGGCUGAGAUAUCGAUUCUACCCGACAAUGACGAGGAAUCAAUCGGCCACCAUGAUCUUUCCAGUAUAAGAGCUCAUGAUUCGGUGGGGCUAUCGCGCGACGAAGAAAUGGAAGAUUAUCAAUCUGCGAUUCGUUCUCCACCGUCACCAGACACGAACGACCUUUCCCAGCAGCCGGCUUCGAUUGAAGACGAACAACAAGGUAAUGGUGGCUUUCAGUCGGAGAUCAUUGAGCCAUCGAUAGAAGAGGAUAAUGUUGUGAGAGACGUAAGUCCCGUUGUAAGUGAGUCGUACAUAUCCCGAAUUGGUGGGGUACAAUACAGCGAUGUUUGCUCCACAAACAAUGCGGAGAAUCUUUUCAAUGGAAGCGGAGUGGAAUCUUUGAAUUCGUCACGCCGAGUAACAUUUUCGGAUAUUACAGAAAUAGUUGAAUAACUAUUGCGUUAGAUUUUACCAACAAGAAUGAUAAAGAAGGGUAAAUAUAGUGUCGAGGAGAUAGAGUAUUGUGAGUUAACGUGAUUCUAAUGUUCAACAUUUUAAUCAACUUCAUUGAAGCGAACAUCAGUAUCCGCUGUAAUGCCAUAGAACUAACUUAGGGCAGAAUCUUUGACGAGGUUAUUUCUUUCAUGAUUUUUAUGAUUUUCAGAAAUUCUUAAGUUGUUAAGUUCAAUUCAUGUAAUCAUCUUGAAACUGCAGAAAACAGUCUGAAUAAAAUGACCCAAUAAAAUAUA
Toxorhynchites rutilus septentrionalis is the source of this 2131-nucleotide messenger RNA. RefSeq lists its product as uncharacterized. Gene Ontology annotation, cellular component: nucleus. Gene Ontology annotation, molecular function: zinc ion binding. The record is from RefSeq and is a predicted model, not a curated record. Bases 147 to 1835 code for a protein of 562 amino acids. The transcript has 5 exons. NCBI's taxonomy places the organism in Eukaryota, Metazoa, Arthropoda, Insecta, Diptera, Culicidae.